AUGCGUGGCAUCCGUCUCUGGGGUGUUCUUUCUGGCGAGGUCUGCUGUCCGCCCCGUCCGGUUCCUCCGGUGGCCCCUACUCCGCCGACUCCACUGGUUCUUCCUACGGAUGCUAAUCAGGCCGCCAAGGAUGCGGCUAAGAUUGCUGAUGAGGCUGCUGAUCGUGCCUAUGAUGAGCGGGCUUUGGCUUAUGAGGAGGCUCUUCAGACGUAUCAUGGUGCUUUGUCUGUUUACACUCAGUGGCUUGAUGAUGAUGCUCGUGCUGCAGCUGCUGUCCAGGCCGAUUUGGAGUUUCAUCGCGUCUAUGAGUUCCUGUCUCGGCUCCGUAAGGAGUUUGAGCCCCGGCGUGCUCAGUUGUUUGCUCGUGGCCGUAUUUCUCUCAUGGAGGCGCUUUCAGAGAUUCGUGCUGAGGAGACUCGCCUACGUGGUGCUGGUUUGCUGGAGGUUCCCUCUGUGCUCGCUACUCGGGUUUCUUCCACUCCACCUCCUGCACCGCCCCAUUCUCGCUCGAGUGCUCCGCCGCUCUUGCCCACUCCUUCUGGAGGCUCAGGUCAGCCCCGUUCACAUUGUGACUACUGCAACAAUGAUGGUCAUAUUGAGUCCCAGUGCUACACAAAGCGGAAACACCUGCGCAAGGCGCGAUCAUCCUCUUCAGGGACUUCGUCAUCUCCCUCGCCAGCUUCAUCCAUUGCUUUGACCGAGCAGGAUAUUCUGAGACUUAAGCGUCUGCUCGUGGCUUCAGGUUCUUCCUCGACGGGUACUGCUGGUUCUGUGACUGAUGCUUCCCGCACUGAGCACCCGCCCUCUACACAGUCAGGAUCGUCGCACGCACACUCUGGUUGGGGCUGGCCCUCGCCGCCGUGA
This is a messenger RNA of Aegilops tauschii subsp. strangulata, 864 nucleotides long. NCBI's taxonomy places the organism in Eukaryota, Viridiplantae, Streptophyta, Magnoliopsida, Poales, Poaceae. The record is from RefSeq and is a predicted model, not a curated record.